GUUUUAAAUGCAAUAGUCUGUUGAGUGUACCAUAGGUCUCAAAAGAAAUAUUGUCAAUAAAUGUCAUCUAAUAAACAUUUGACGUUUGACAUUUGUCAUAGUGAUUCUUUCAAAAGUUUCCCUCACGAAGAGUUGAGGGCGACAAACCGUAACAAUGGGUCGUGUGAUUCGUGCUCAACGUAAAGGUGCCGGUUCAGUUUUCGUAUCGCACACCAAGAAAAGGAAAGGAGCUCCCAAACUCAGAUCCUUAGACUAUGCUGAACGUCAUGGUUAUAUCAAGGGUGUUGUAAAGGAUAUUAUCCACGAUCCUGGUCGUGGUGCACCUUUAGCAGUUGUUCAUUUCCGUGACCCUUACAAGUUUAAGACACGUAAGGAGCUCUUCAUCGCCCCAGAAGGUCUUUACACUGGACAGUUUGUUUACUGUGGAAAGAAGGCUACACUUGAAGUCGGAAAUGUCAUGCCAGUUGGCGCCAUGCCUGAAGGUACCAUUGUAUGUAACCUUGAAGAGAAGAUGGGUGACAGGGGUCGGCUUGCCCGUGCCUCUGGUAACUUUGCCACAGUAAUUGGACACAAUCCUGAUGCUAAGCGUACCAGGGUAAAGCUGCCAUCAGGAGCUAAGAAAGUUCUACCAUCUAGCAACAGAGGAAUGGUUGGUAUUGUUGCUGGCGGUGGUCGUAUUGACAAGCCCAUAUUGAAGGCUGGACGUGCCUACCACAAGUACAAGGUUAAGCGUAACUGCUGGCCAUAUGUACGAGGUGUGUCCAUGAACCCCGUCGAGCAUCCUCACGGAGGUGGUAACCAUCAACAUAUUGGUAAGGCUUCUACGGUCAAGAGAGGAACAUCAGCCGGUCGCAAGGUCGGUCUCAUCGCUGCCCGCAGAACCGGAAGAAUUCGUGGAGGCAAGACAGAAACCAAGAAGGAGGCGUAGGCGUAUAUAUAAUAAAGAGUUUUACAACAA
Molecule: messenger RNA, 958 nt
Organism: Pieris napi
Lineage: Eukaryota; Metazoa; Arthropoda; Insecta; Lepidoptera; Pieridae
Gene: RpL8
Product: 60S ribosomal protein L8
Exons: 6
Coding region: 155-928 (257 amino acids)
Biological process (GO): cytoplasmic translation
Cellular component (GO): ribosome; cytosolic large ribosomal subunit
Molecular function (GO): structural constituent of ribosome; RNA binding
Source: RefSeq, a predicted model, not a curated record